UGGUGGGGUCGUGCCCACAAUCAGGAAUGAGGGGGAGACCCCUCACUCCGCAGGCCCGGCUGGCACAAGCAGCGCGAACGAGGAAUCAAGCCAAGGCCAGUACCAGCCAAGAGCCUCCAAGGAGGGAACACGAACCAGGGAAAAGGAAAGAGGCUGUGGAAGUAGAGGACGACGAUGAUGAAGAGGAAGAGGACGAGAGGCUGCGCAGAGAAGAGGAUCAGAGAGCGGAGCAGCGGGCAAGGAAAAAGGGAAGCAGGGGAGAGGCCGAACCGGUCAUACAUGACGGACCGCCCAAAAAGAAGAAAUACGUGGACCGGUUGGAAGAGAGAUUUGACGUAGAGAAGGUGAUUGACUGGCUGCUGGAAGGGCAUAAUGACCUCAUGACCCUGAAGGAAAUCCUAGCGUCAGCCCCGCGACUUCGCGAUGAACUGAAGGGGAGGUUAUCACGGCGCCUGGUGCCCAAUGUCCAUCUGGGUACGAUCCUGCCCAAGGAGGCAGAGUGGGCAGAGUCAAGUACGAAGAUGGACUGGAAGUGCGUAGCCUGCGGUACGGUGGAUUUGAUGGUGAAGGGUUCCAAGUGCGCAGCAACGGUGGACACCGGGGCAGAGAUGAACAUUAUUCGGGAGGCGGACGCGAUCAGAUUCGGGCUGGAUAUAGACCGUUCUGACUGCGGUACUCUGCAUGGAGCCAGCUGUAAGGCCAUGUUUUGCGGGACAGCCUCGAAUGUGCUCGUCGAGGUUAGAAAGAUAGGAGCGAUAGAAGAAAGGAUCCAGGAGGCGUCUGACCAGGUGGCGAGAAGUCGUAUGGACGAUAAGGCUCGAUGGGAUCAAUCUGCGCGGGUGAGGAAAGUACCCUUGGCAGUUGGAGAUGCCGUGCUUCUCUACGAUUCAUCACUGGAGAAGCAAUGGUCCAGGAAGCUCGAUAAGAGGUGGUUAGGUCUCUACCGGAUCAUAAGGAUCGGAGACUUCGGAGCGUAUCAGAUAGAGGAGCUAAAUGGGACUGAGUGGAAGGAUUGGGUAUCUGGAACGCGACUGAAGAAAUUUGUGGCGAGAGAAGAGGUACCACAAGAGGAGGUGCCACGAGAGGAGGUGCCACGUGAGGAGGCACCACGAGAGGAGGUGCCACGAGAGGAGGCGCAAGGUACUCAGCAAGAGAGCAGGCUAGGCGACAUGGGGAGACGUGCAGGGAAGAAAGUGAUAGAGGUUGGAGAGGACACACCCCCACAGGCGCCAGCAAUGGGUUUGAGACUCGGGGAUGCACCAGGGAGCGCUCGUCAGGCAGAGGAGAGAUUGUGGAGAGAGGAGGCCCCACUUCUUUCAUCAGAGAGGGCUCCAUCGCCAGAGGGGAGAGCUGGCAGGAGGAGAGAAAGGGCAGCUGUAAGGAGGGAAGCCUUGACCCUGAUUGAUAGGCACCUAGCAGCUUAUGCCCUGGAGCAUCCAGACUUGGAGGAGCCAGCACCCGCAGAGCCGCGUCAGGAGCCGUACCAACCCGAGAAGGAGAUGGAAGCAGAAAUCCCGAAGAGGGUCGACCUCCGCACGAGGGAAAGGGCGCCAGCUGGAGAGACGGCUGAAGAAAAGAAGGCGAGAAGAACUAGACGGAUAAAUGAGAUAUGGCAGGAGAGGCAGAGGUUGGAGGCAGCGGGGGAGCUUUCGGAGCAGCAACAGGAGAGGCAAAGAUGGGAGGCAGCAGGAGCACUCCCAGGUCAGCCACCCAGCGCGCCAACUAGGGCCCCGGAGAUUCAUAAGAUGUGGAGAGACUUCUGGGAGCAGAGAGGAGAGGAACUUCCAUUGCCAGUCAGAGCCGGGUUUGGGGUGGCCAGGAAGGCGGAAGAGAGGUUAGAUCGUAAAAUCAAGUUCCUGGCCAAGACCACUUUUGACCGGCACUUGUUACUGGAGGGCGAUCUGACAGGGAAGAAGAUGAAGGAAGCAAGCCAUGGAGUACGCCUGGAGGCUAUGGAGAUGGAAAUUCAGGAACUCAGGGCCUUGGUGGCCAGCCAGACAGCUAUCAUCGAGAGCUUGAGGCAGCAAACCCAGGGAAGGGUGGACAGGCCAGAGAGCUGCAGGCAGGGAGAGCAGAGGCAGCCAGGACAGGGAUUGCCAGGACAACCAUCUGCAGCAGAGCCUCGCCAGGAGCCACCUAUGGGGAGAGUUAUCCUGGAGCCAGAGGAGGCGAGAGCCCAGAGACAAGCAGAGAGAGAGGCGUUCGAGUUUAGAGCCCCUACUAAGCUCGCGACGCUGCCAGUGGCGGCGGCAGGCCCAGUCGUACCUUUGGCAGUAGAGGAGGGGCUGCCACUAUCUAGCAGUGAGCCGGCUCAGGGCUCAGCAGAGGGAUCCAUGGGCGUGCUCCUUGAGGUGGUGCAUACUAUGCAGGAGGAGGUGAGUUUGUUUUCACCUGAGCAGAGGAUAGAGGAGCCUCUUGAGAGAGAGAUAGGGAUUGAGGCGGAGAGUGCCAUCGAGAGCAGGCUCCAGAGGAUAGGCACGCCUAAGUAUGGGCCAGAGGGGAUUGAGGAACAUCCCAUAGCAGUGCCAGGAGACACACUCGAGAAGAAACCUCAGAGGUUGGACACACCUGAGUACGUCCCGGUGACAGGGGAUUUGAGGAACAGACUGGGGUUUUGGGCUACAGGAUCUGGGUCUGGGAGACCGGUUCCUGGGACAGAGCAGCAGGAGGUCGUUAGUACCGCAGCUCCUCAAUCAGAGCAGCAGGGGGUUGUCAGUACCUUGGCAGGAUCUCCUUCAUCACCACCUCCUCAGCCCAGGAAGAAGAAGUUCAGGAGGAAGGUUGAUCAGUUAUGUUUCUACUGCAAGAGGAGUGUGCAUCAUGCUCUGGGCUGUCUCGAGUUCCUUGAGGAUAAGGCAGCAGGGAAGGUCUCAGAGGCAGGGGGUAGGAUAGUAGAGAAGUCCGCAGAUGGACUUAGGACUCAGUUAUAUAGGCAAAACCAGGAGGAAUUGAGGAGAUAGUGUCGGUUUGUCUAUAUAGGUGGGCGAGUAUCUUGUAA
Messenger RNA from Chara braunii, 2998 nucleotides. Lineage: Eukaryota; Viridiplantae; Streptophyta; Charophyceae; Charales; Characeae. The record is from the annotation of a GenBank genome assembly.